Messenger RNA from Portunus trituberculatus (swimming crab), 2885 nucleotides. RefSeq names its product glutamate receptor ionotropic, delta-2-like. Gene Ontology annotation, molecular function: glutamate-gated receptor activity. NCBI's taxonomy places the organism in Eukaryota, Metazoa, Arthropoda, Malacostraca, Decapoda, Portunidae. Gene Ontology annotation, cellular component: membrane. The record is from RefSeq and is a predicted model, not a curated record.
AGCAGUAAUGGAGCCGCUUACAGUCAUACGUUGCGAGUCAGCAAGUUUUUCGUGCACAGGAAUAUUACUUGCAUAAUUAAGAGCGACUGUAGACGUAGGCGAGAGAGAACGCAUGCGUGUAGUUAAGACGAAACCUUCCACUCAGGUAAGUCCUCAAGUAAGGUUUAGUCACCUGUCACCUUCCCGCGGGCACUACCUGGCUCACCUGCACACAAGGAGUAGCAGUUCUCACCCUUAGAUGCAACGUGUAGCAUUGAUGCAAUGAAGAUAGCUGGGAAUCUUUCUGUUGUAGGGUUUGAGGAUAUUUUUGUACGUGGAUAUCAGGGCGUAGUCUUGAUCGAUCACGAAUGAAAGUGUGGAGUCGAAGGAACCGAGAUUUCAAUAUUACAGGGGACGGGCGGCAUUGGGCGGGGAUAUAAAUCGUUUCUGUUCCCCUGUCUUCGUUGUUGCUUACCCACCACGGAGGGGAACGCAUGGAUUUCCCUCAUUCUACUCAUUUCUCCCUCGCCUUCAUCAACGCCCUCACGGCCUCACUAUGCAUGGGAAGGUAGUGGUUUGUCUCCUUCUGGUUCUGCUGGAUCACUUUGCAGUGGGGAAUUUCAUCAGUGACACUGCGGAGAAAGUUAAUGAGUCUGCAGAUAUUACUGACGAAAAUCUGGCGAAGGUCAUGUACUUACUAGCAGAUGAGUACACGCCUCAGUGCCUGUGGGUGGUGAUGAGUGACAACACCCUUCGCCAACAACCCUGGAAGCACUCACACCUCACUCUCGACCCAAAAGAAGGAAAGAGUACUAUUGACUACAUCAACAAAAACACAGAACGAGUGACUCUCUUCUCGUGUUUCACUUUCUUGAUGACACGUCCUCCUGAUUCAAGCCUCAUGCCGCUCCUCACAGACUCCUCCAACAUGCAACUCACGCGUUACUUCAUUAUACAGUUCCUCAAUGAGUCUGAGGCACAUGAAUUCCUUCUCGACGAGCGACUGAUCGACGAGGAAAACGUGGCGGCUUUAGUGAAGACCGACACUAGGAGAGACUCAUAUGGGAUCAUGAUUCGCCAGCUCUUCCACUCUUCAGGGUCCACACAGGUGCUCUUCGUUAACAGGUGGGAGAAAGGGAAAGGGUUUGAUAAUAGUGACAAUAUUUUCCCAGAGCAAAUGAAAAAUUUUUACGGGACGAAGAUGAGGGGAGUGACGCUGGACUUCCGCCCCUUCACCGACUACUACAAAGGUCCGGGCUCCAGGGUGGUGAUUCCCAAGCCCUCGCUGGACGUGUUCAUGUUGGAGGUGAUUGCUGAUACACUCAACUUCACCUAUGAGUUGGUGAUGCCUGAGGACGGACUGUGGGGCUAUCUAAAGGACGACGGCCACUGGGUUGGUGUCGUAGGGGAUGUUGAGUUUCGAAGAGCCAACUUUUCUCUCGUCCUCUCCUUGACUCUCGAGCGAAUCUUCAGCGUGGACUUCACCAGGAUAUACUACAACGAUCCACUGAGCUUCGUCACUGCAAAGAGCCGCCCGAGUCCUCCUUGGCUUAAACUCAUAAAGCCUUUUAGCAGUGGAGUGUGGCUGUUGGCUCUGUUAUCUAUUGUGACUGGAGUGAUCCUCUACUACAUCAUAUACCGGGCACAGGCCUUGCUGGGGACUACUUACUUGGUGCCCUCCAGAGCCUUCAUGCACAUAUUCGGCGCCUUUGUCAACCAGUCCCUCUUCACCAUCCCCUGGCUCUCCUCUGGCAGGGUGUUUCUAGGAUUCUGGCUCCUGUACGGCCUCCUCAUCACUACUUACUACAAGACCUCGCUGACGGCAGCCCUGGCGGUACCCUUCGUACCUCCAACGCUUGAUACGCUUAAACAGCUCAUGCGUUCCAAUCUAGAGUUCGGGAUGAUCGACGCAAAGGGCUCAGAGUACCAGCUGUUCUCCACCUCCAACGUGCCGCUCUACAAGAGGAUGUUCCAGGAGAUGUCGUUCCUGUCAUCCAGCGACAGCAUGGAGAAGGUCCAGAAGGGAAGUUAUGCUUACAUCUACUUCAAGAGCAACCUCAACAUUAUCGUCAAGACAGAAUACACCAAUGCCAACGGAGAGACGGACCUCCACGUGGCCACUGAGGAGUUCUUCCCUGGAGGUUAUGCCUGGGCGUUCCCCAAGGGUGUUCCCUACAGGAAAACUUUUGACAGUGUGAUGGCGUAUUGCCUGCAGGCCGGACUCAUUGACAAGUGGGAGAGGGACCUAUAUUCCAUUUAUCUGAAGGAGGCACAGGACAAUAAGACGCCACUGCAGAAGAAGAAAGAGAAGAUGGAGGCGGACGCAAAACGAAAUGACGGACAAGUAGUGCUAAACCUUAACCACCUGCAAGGGCCCUUCCUGAUCCUCCUCCUAGGCAGCGCAUCAGGCGUACUCCUCCUCCUACUUGAGUUCGUCAUCGCACGGAUGUUUUUCGCCUUUCCAGUGUCCUCUAGAGAACUACCAAAGAUCAACGGGCUCUCGCCGUUCAACCAAAAGACUCUAAUGAGCAACGGCCCUCAUACACCAUCGCCAGGCGGUGUUGUUUCGGGAUUUGACGAGAAGGGAAACUACGUGAUUAGGGCGGUGGUAAAAGGCAAUUAAACACUACGGAAACAAGCAGCAGCAGAUCUAUUGGCCUUUGUGGGGCAGUCUGUGAUAAAUGACCUAAUAUAACCUGAUAAAUGACGAAGGAUUGUAAAGCGUGUGGUGAGUGUAUGUCAAUUGAAGGUAACAGUUAUUCGAGGUCACACGACAAAGACUAAUAAGGUGCUAUAGUAUAUCCAUAGUAUCAUCAUAGUGGGGUUGUAAUAGGCGAAUAUAUAUCCUGAUCAUGUGUAUACAUCAUUAUUGUAACCACCACAUAAUAAACCGUAUCCAAGCAAUA